ACUUAAUUAGUUAGUGUUAAUUUUGUGUAGUUAUGAAGUGCAACCGUGUUACACUAUUAGCUAAAAAAAUAAAAAAAACGGAAUUUUACAUUAGACUUCAGUACAAAGUUGCUCCAAAAAUGACGGCGCUGUGACCCUGCGGAACUACGCUGACCUGCCAGGCAACGAGUGACGACGUGCUAACGAGUUAGCAGGGUAGCUAUCGCUAUCUAGUGUGUGCGCGGAGGAGGUGAUUUAUGUAUGAUAUAGACCAAUAUUCCAGUAUAUAUUGCCUUUUAUUUUAAGUUAGCCAUCUAAUUGAUUUAAUUAUGCCAAGCAAAAAGAAGAAAUACAACGCCAGAUUCCCUCCGGCACGAAUUAAGAAGAUUAUGCAGACAGAUGAAGAAAUAGGCAAAGUGGCUGCAGCAGUACCUGUUAUUAUUUCGAGAGCCCUGGAGCUUUUUUUGGAAUCAUUGCUUACAAAGGCCUGUCAAGUCACCCAGUCUAGGAAUGCAAAGACGAUGACAACAUCGCAUCUAAAGCAGUGUAUUGAGCUGGAGCAACAGUUUGACUUCUUGAAAGACCUGGUUGCAACGGUGCCGGACAUGCAGGGCGAGGGGGAAGAGAACCACACGGAGGGGGGGGGAGAAAAAGUGCCACGCAGGGGUAGAAAACCAGGGUCUGGCCGUAAGAAUGGGGGAGCUGGCUCCAAAGGCAAGGACAAGAAGUUGUCUGGCACAGAGUCGGAGCAAGAGGAUGACUCUGAAGACAGCGAGACGGACGAGGACGAGGAGGACGGCUCUCAGUCCAGCACAAACCUGCAGGCUGCAUCCAGGUUCCACAGCCCAAACGCACCCCCCCAGUACAUGCAGAUGGGCAGCAUGGCCCCCGCACAGCCCCAGGGCGGCAUGGACUUCGCCCCCCCUCCCCCAGCCCCCGAGCCGCACAAAAACGAGGACGACGACGACGACGACGAAGACUAUGACUCUUAGCUCCCUCCUCCUCCUCCUACACCAAUCACACACACACGUACACUCUUCCAGCAUUAUUUUCGAUUUCUUAAGUUGUUCUUGCGGCGGCUGCUCUCAGCAGAGGAGGGAAAGACUCUUCAUCACGCCAAAAGCGAAGAGGAGCCAUCGCAGGAGACCGAAAACUGGUUGUACAUUAUGUGUUUUAAUUUUCUUUUCUUUUUAAAAAAAAAAAAAAGUUUUUAUUUUAUUGUAGAGGAGAAUCCAACGAGGAUGUUUUUUAACGAGUCAGUUGUUCUAUUUUGACUAUAAAAAACCGUCAGUCGUCACUAUUUUGGCCAUGAGCCCCCGCAGACAGGAUAGGUGUAGUUUGUGUUGCCUUGUAGCUUUUUCUUUUGGCACUUUUCUUUCUCCCUCAGUCCUCCGUAGUAGACUUAUGAAGUCAACAAAUGAGUCGCCCAAGGUCGGCUUGAAAACAAGAAGUGGUCGAUCGAGCCUUAAUACGGCCUGUGGUGCUCAUACAAAGGCUCCGAGCCGAGAUGAGUCUGAUCGGCUGUGAAACACUGCUGUUCAGACGUGUACUUCCCGGCUUUGUCUCUCCAGUUGUCCGGCUGUAACAUAAACAGGGAAGCAGGUGUAUUUUUACUGUAGGUUAGCUAAACCACAGCUUUUUGGGAAUUGGUUUCUAUUUUUAAUUCACGUUUUUAUCAAGAGAACUGUAAACCUCCACGACCACCGCCAUGAAGUCACCCAUAUCACCAGGUUCAUGAUGUACACUUUGUUUGUUUCUCACGCUGUCACAGGUUAUUGCUCUGGCAGUUGGGUCUUGUAUUUUUUUUUUUUUUUUUUUUUUUUUUUUUAUACGACCAUUAAAUUAACCUGAAUUGCCCAUCAGAAGUAUGCUGUGACUCUUGGACCAUAACUUUGUUUUUAAAGUUGUUUGUCUCCUUUUGUCCUCUCUCAUUUCUAUUCUG
Anarrhichthys ocellatus (wolf-eel) is the source of this 1921-nucleotide messenger RNA. It is a transcript of the gene drap1, whose product is annotated as DR1-associated protein 1 (negative cofactor 2 alpha). Gene Ontology annotation, biological process: transcription by RNA polymerase II. Lineage: Eukaryota; Metazoa; Chordata; Actinopteri; Perciformes; Anarhichadidae. The transcript is spliced from 7 exons. Gene Ontology annotation, cellular component: negative cofactor 2 complex; nucleus. The record is from RefSeq and is a predicted model, not a curated record. Bases 309 to 971 code for a protein of 220 amino acids. Gene Ontology annotation, molecular function: protein heterodimerization activity; core promoter sequence-specific DNA binding; RNA polymerase II general transcription initiation factor activity.